AUGGGGACCGGAAUUGUCUCGGUGCUCUUUCAUUCGAUUCCGUUCUCAUCGCCGGUCCUCUACUACUUCUCCAUUGUGUUUUUUGUGUUGAACGUUGCCAUCUUCGCAAUGGCGUUCAUCACCUCUAUCGUGCGAUACACCAUAUAUCCCGAGAUCUGGCGAGUGAUGAUUCAAGACCCAGCGAACUCGCUAUUCCUAGCAACUGUUCCCAUGGGUUUUGCUACACUAAUUGAGAUGUGGGUGUUCAUCUGUGUUCCCCGCUGGGGAGAGUGGGCCUCGUCCUUUGCAUGGGCCUUAUGGAUGGUGGAUGUCGUCGCAGCAGCUUCUGUGACACUUUCUCUCUCCUUCAUCUUGAUAUCACAACGACACAUAACCUCUUUAGACCGAAUCACGGCGCUUCAACUGCUACCUAUAGCUGCUACAAUUGUCGCAGCUGGUGUAGGCGCCGAGGUCGCCAGCAUUCUACCUAACAAGACUCAUGCGAUGGGAACCCUUCUUGCCUCCUUUGUCUUAUGGGGGAUGGGUACUCCUUUAGCCAUGGCAGUGCUUGUCAUUUACUACCAGCGACUUGCCGUGCAUAAGCUGCCUCCACGUGAGGCCAUUGUGAGCUGCUUCCUGCCAUUAGGACCACUCGGUUUUGGUGGAUUCGGUAUCAUCUACAUUGGAAAAGUCGCUCGAGAACUCUUUCAAGGGUCGGACAUUCUCGAUCCGAUUGCAGGCUCGAUGGCUUAUGUCCUUGGUGUCUUUAUCUCUCUGCUUAUGUGGAGCUUUGGAUUGAUCUGGCUUGUCUUUGCCUUUGCCACUGUUCUAUACAGCUCUCCGUUUCCUUUCAACAUGGGCUGGUGGGGCUUUACAUUCCCACUGGGUGUGUAUGCGGCCAAUACAAUGGAGUUGGGGAAAGAACUUGAUCUCAUGUUUUUCAAGAUAUUUGGAACGAUUCUAAGUGUUGCCGUUCUGCUAUUAUGGGUGUUGGUGGCGUCUCGAACAGCUCUUGGAUCGUGGCGUGGAAAUUUGUUUUAUGCGCCAUGUUUACAAAACCUGGCUCUCAAAGAGGACGAAACAGAGGGCGAGCGCCUUCGAGCAUAG
Messenger RNA from Penicillium odoratum, 1086 nucleotides. Its product is annotated as TDT family transporter. Gene Ontology annotation, molecular function: sulfite transmembrane transporter activity. The transcript has 4 exons. The coding region runs from base 1 to 1086 and encodes 361 amino acids. Gene Ontology annotation, cellular component: plasma membrane. Gene Ontology annotation, biological process: transmembrane transport; sulfite transmembrane transport. NCBI's taxonomy places the organism in Eukaryota, Fungi, Ascomycota, Eurotiomycetes, Eurotiales, Aspergillaceae. The record is from RefSeq and is a predicted model, not a curated record.